Strongyloides ratti is the source of this 1494-nucleotide messenger RNA. RefSeq names its product UDP-glucuronosyl/UDP-glucosyltransferase family-containing protein. The record is from RefSeq and is a predicted model, not a curated record. NCBI's taxonomy places the organism in Eukaryota, Metazoa, Nematoda, Chromadorea, Rhabditida, Strongyloididae. Bases 1 to 1494 code for a protein of 497 amino acids. Gene Ontology annotation, molecular function: UDP-glycosyltransferase activity. The transcript is spliced from 3 exons.
AUGGGACAUUCUCAUGUUAAUUUUAUGAGUCAAAUGACAAAGUUAUUAGUUAAAGCAGGACAUGAUGUAACUGUUUUGUCUUCAAAUAUUGAUAGUACAUUAAAAGAUCCAUACUCUGAACCAGGUAAAAUUUAUUAUACAGAUCCAGAUCCAUUUAUUACAAAAAUGACAAAAAAUCAAAGUUUUGUUAAAGAUAUGUGGAAAUCAACAAAAAGUAUUACAGGUCAAAAAAAAGUGUUUAGUAAUUUUAUGUUAGCAUUAAGACUUCAAGGAAUAACUAUAAUUAAUAAUAAAGAAUUGGAAAAAUUUGUAAUUUCACAAAACUUUGAUGCUGCAAUUGCUGAAGGAAUGUAUUUGUAUAUGUUUGGUUUAUUUAAAGCAUGGAAAAUAGAAACAACAAUAGUAGCAACAUCUACAGUUAUGUUUGAUAUAUAUUAUCCAAUGUUUGGUAUACCAUUCCCUACUUCUUAUGUUCCUUCUGCUAUUGUUGGAUUUAGUGAUAGAAUGACAUAUAAAGAAAGAACAAUAAAUCUUUUAACAUAUUUAUAUUUUACUUAUUUCUCAGAUUUCAAUACAAAACAUUCAACAUUAGAAGAUAUUUUUGAGGAAAAAUAUGGUGUUGGUUUUUAUGAUUCACAAAAAAUUAUGACAAAUGCAUCUUUUGUUUUAAUCAAUUCAAAUCCAUUUUUAGAUAUUCCAACACCAAAAAGUCCUAAAAUGGUUGAAAUAUCUGGUAUAGGUAUUCCAAAACCAAAACCUGUUACUAAAGAAUUUGAUGAAAUAUUAAAUUUAAGAAAUAAAACUAUCUUGAUAUCAUUUGGAUCAGUAGCAAAAAGUACAUAUAUGAAUGAAAAUAUGAAAAAUGAAAUAUUAAAAACAAUAAAAAGUUUUCCUGAUAUAACAUUUAUUUGGAAAUAUGAAACACCAGAAGAUGGUCAUGGUUCUGGUAUUGAAAAUUUAAUUCUUAGCAAAUGGGUUCCACAAAAUGAUUUGUUGAAUGAUGAAAGAUUAACACUUUUUAUUACUCAUGGAGGAAUGGGAAGUACAACAGAGGUUGCUUUUAGUAAUGUUCCAGCAUUAGCCGUUCCAAUAUUUGGUGAUCAAAUGAGAAAUGCAAAAUUAAUUGAAAGAUUAGAAAUAGGUUUAGCAGUUGAAAAAGAAAUUCUUGAAGAUUCUAAUCAAUUGAGUGAAAAAAUAUUAGAAGUAUUAAAUAACGAAAAAUAUAAAAUUAAUUCAUUAAAGACAGCUGAAAUGUUACGCAACCGACCUAUAUCAUCUGAAGAAUUAUUAAUAAAACAUGUUGAUUUUGCUUGCAGAUUUGGACAACUUCCAAGAUUAGAUUUAGCUUCUAAAGAUAUGGGUGUAAUUGAAUAUUACAAUAUUGAUAUUAUCGUUCCAUUUAUUGUAGUUUGUAUAAUUAUAAUUUACCUUUUUUUCAAAAUACUUGCAACGAUAUUUUCAAAACUAUUUUUGAAAAAAGAGAAAAAAGAUUAA